AUGUUCAGGGCAAGGAACAAUCCAUCCGUCACAUUUGUGGCUCAGUCUUACGAUCCUUCGAACACAUUACUUGGAAGGCCCGGCACCAGAAUCAUUGCGAGGGGAUUCCGACACUUCAAGUUCCCUCCCAACACUGCCGGAUUCCUCUACUAUCACAUCCCUCCGUAUAGCCCCCCGCUCGCAGGAGAAGUUCGCUUUCGCGUCACAUUUUCCCCGGAUCCUGCCAGCUUCACCCAGGGGUACGACUUGCUCAUGGACUACGGCGUGCGCUGGAAUAUACCACUCCUCUACAUGACCGACAAGAAGGAAUACACGGGCCUGCAUACACUCCUACUCCAGGAUGGACUGGUGACCCCGCAGCUUUCGGACAUCGCCGCAUCUGCGGUGGAAGGACUGAAGAAAACGGCACACGGACGUAAGAUAUCCUUCCGUAGGACGGCCUUGGUGAGCUCGUUCAGGCGAGGGUUCCACUUUCGGGUCGGACAACACAACAGAUAUUGCAUUGCCAUCGGCACGGACACCGUCGUAAAGAAGCGUGUCGAAAAUCUCGCUAACUUCCGUGUUCCGGUGGACGGUAUCGGAGAGAGUGCGCAGUAUUCCCCUUUUGAAGGUAGCACCCUUGGUCCACGAUCACCGUUCGAUUAUCUCACGAUGCAUGGCCGCCCACAGGCUCUACGAUCUGCUGCUUUGAGCCUUCGACUCUUCCUGAACAUGCUGGGAAACGCGUCGUGGUACUCCGGGUAUUGCGUCUCCUCGACAGUGACCCCAUCCGACCAGUGCCGCCUCCCAACAAACACGAGUACCCAUUGUCGGCGCUGA
This is a messenger RNA of Dichomitus squalens LYAD-421 SS1, 819 nucleotides long. RefSeq lists its product as uncharacterized. NCBI's taxonomy places the organism in Eukaryota, Fungi, Basidiomycota, Agaricomycetes, Polyporales, Polyporaceae. The record is from RefSeq and is a predicted model, not a curated record. The coding region runs from base 1 to 819 and encodes 272 amino acids. The transcript has a single exon.